Molecule: messenger RNA, 414 nt
Organism: Fraxinus pennsylvanica
Lineage: Eukaryota; Viridiplantae; Streptophyta; Magnoliopsida; Lamiales; Oleaceae
Source: the annotation of a GenBank genome assembly
AUGAUUCAUGAUUGGAUAUGUUCAAACUUACAGGUUCAAGAACAUAAUCAUCCCCACAUUCUUCUUUUGCAAAUUGGAAAUACUUUCUGUAAACUCCCAGGUGGCAGAUUGAAGCCAGGAGAGAAUGAGAUUGAAGGCUUGAAAAGGAAACUCUCUAGCAAACUUGCUGCUAAUUCAUCUUCUCUGCAGCCAGAUUGGCAGUCCGUCUUCUUCCCUUCCAAACGGAGAUGCUGCAGUCCGUCAACAACUGAGAUUUCCACUGCAUCGCCACCAUGCCUACCAGAGGAGAAAUGCGUCGCCCGCCGGAGGAGCCACUGCGUCAAUAACUGGUUUUUUUUGGCAAUCAGACAUGGAUUUAGCCACAUAUCGCGUUGCCCACAGAAGUGCGUCGCCCGCCGGUGUGGUGUGGUGUAA